AUGUUCUUCUCCGACCUCUACAAAUCCCCCAAGGCCACUCUUUCCAAGUUUCGCCAUAGUCAACCUCCUGAAGCUUGCGACUAUGGCGACCCCGACCUGCUUAGCAAGGACAAGAUAAAACAAAAGGCCGCCGUCAGGAAGUUUCUUGCCGAAAAGGUUCGGAACGAUUGGGCUUUUGCGUGGCCUCCACCCCAAACUGCGUCGACCUCGGCGAACAACGCGGCUGCUCAAGCCGCCGUACCUAGCCCGGAACCGGGAGUCGUUCUCGAACCCAUCGUCGAACCUGCAGUUCCUACCGCUGGUGAUUCUACGGCUGCGACGACCACGGCGACAACAUCGCAUCUAUCCACUGCUGAUGCAACCGAUGCUACCCCACAGUCUCCUCCCCUCGAGGAUGCUACUGUCUUGGCAGGCCGAUCCCCACCAACUAUCACGACGCAUGCCGGAAGCCAAGCAAUUCCGGCCACCCUACCCACGAGCGACGAAACGCACCCGCCUGUCGGCGUUCCCGACGUGAGUGUCGAGGAAGAAACUACCCAACAGGAAUCAGCGCCAAGCAAGUGUGAUGUUAGCCUUGACGAUGGCAACGAAAGCGAUGACGACGUCUCUUCAGUGUACUCCGUCUUCUCUGAAGACGAGACCCACUUUCGCCAGCGGCUUGAGUGGUCCUCGGAGCUCUCCGACGAUGAGAGCGACGACAACGAGGCCCCCACGGCCUUCAAAUUCGAAAGCCCCGACACGGUAGGCGAAACCAUCCGCGCCAAGGUUCUAUCCAAGAAGGAAAAACGGCGACGCGCCGUCAAAGAAGAGGCGACCUGGAACGUCGGUCUGGCUUGCUUCGAGGCGAGACGGAAUGCUUGGACGGGCGCAAAGACGGUUCGUCUAAAGAAGAAGCCCAUUUCACCCGCCGCCGGGUUCUCUCCGCGCCGCCUAUUCUUCCGAUCGCCGCCCGCGACACCACUAUCGUCGUCUCCAACGGAACGUAAGAGCGGCGACUCUGCCGCUGUCAUUAUCCCCCUUGCGCCGCCCUUUCUACCCCCUUCCAACCCAAUGCGAUCCAGCAUCUCUGCUGCCGUAUACCCGGCGCUUUACGACAAGUUGGUGCUCAACGGCCUCACCCCGAGCUGCCCUGUCAAUCUGGCAGACAUGAUCCGUGCUUGCAAGAAGAAGAAGGACAAGGCAACGGAGAACGGCAGCACGGCGAGGCGCAUGAGCUUGGGUCUGCUUGGCAGAGACAGGGAAGGCGGUGAGAAUGGUGGUGGUGGCGGCGGCGGCGGCGGCGGCGGCAUCCGCAGAAGCAUGCAACGGAUCCUUGGCAUACACCAUCACCACCCCGGAGCGGCGUGA
Parascedosporium putredinis is the source of this 1347-nucleotide messenger RNA. Lineage: Eukaryota; Fungi; Ascomycota; Sordariomycetes; Microascales; Microascaceae. The record is from the annotation of a GenBank genome assembly.